Molecule: messenger RNA, 267 nt
Organism: Miscanthus lutarioriparius
Lineage: Eukaryota; Viridiplantae; Streptophyta; Magnoliopsida; Poales; Poaceae
Source: the annotation of a GenBank genome assembly
AUGGAGUUUCUUUUCAACAAUGCACCUGAGGCCGCCAGAUGGCUGAAGGAUAACUCUGAGUUGUCUUUUGAAGAAGAAUAUAGGUCUGAUAGAAGCUCUUGGUUGGCUCUGUACCCUGUCCCGUUCUUGUUCUCUGGAAGUUUAAAAUUUCAGGCACAAACUGAAGAGAUUAGAAAGUAUUACCAGCGUUUCCCUCAGUUAGCUGUUCAGGAGAUCUGGGAUAACAAUGGGCAGCGAAGGGUGCAUCUCAAACUUUCACUUGGGUAA